Messenger RNA from Aspergillus nomiae NRRL 13137, 1049 nucleotides. RefSeq lists its product as uncharacterized. The record is from RefSeq and is a predicted model, not a curated record. Bases 1 to 1032 code for a protein of 343 amino acids. Lineage: Eukaryota; Fungi; Ascomycota; Eurotiomycetes; Eurotiales; Aspergillaceae. The transcript has 4 exons.
AUGUUCCCUCGGACUCCAGGCGACUAUACCGGGCCAACGCCGUAUGGACCAGCUGGUCCUCACCCCGAAGAAGGAAUGGAUAACUUCUAUGAGACGUAUCAAGCUCCAUGGCCCGGAGUUGAAGCUUCCCCCUAUGGAGGCGUCCACCACCCUUACAAUACCACGGCAGCCUUUCCGUCCCAUGCCAUUUUAACGCCAAUUAGUCUUCCUGACAGCUCUUUUGCCCAUGCCCGACCUGACUCGGUUCUCAGCCAUCAUUCGCAAGAAUAUGCGUACUGCAUGGCUGAAUCUGUCCCCUCACAUGGACUGGGAAUCACCGCGCCCUUUCCAAGUGACUUCCCGCGAACUGUAACCGCUGGUCUAGGCCCUGUUCCCGACCCGGAUUAUGUCUUCAGUGGAGCCGCCCUGUCACCUCCACCACCUCCCGUUAAGCGGACCCGGCGAAGUCCUAAACCAACGGUGGCAGCUCGCGAAGGACCAGUCACCAUCCUACCUCAUCCGGAAGGUCUUCAACGACUAGAGCAGGAACGCCGGCGCGAGCAAGUCGACCCUCAGUCACACCAACGACCUCGAGCCCCCGGCCGAGGGCGACGAGACCCGCAAGCCGAAGAAGAAGAUGCAUUUGUUGAACGAUUGCGGGAACAGAACCUGGCGUGGAAGCACAUCCGGGAGAUGUUUCGGGAGAAGUUCAACAAGGACGCAUCGGAGGCCCGCCUACAGAUGCGGAUGCUGCGCAGGCGCAAGGACCGCUCGGCUCGGUGGGAAGAGAGCGAUAUUCGAUUGCUCAUAAGGGCUAGAGAUUACUGGGAGAGGGAAAAGUAUAAUUUAAUAGCACAAAAGGUGAGGUCUCCUACGCAGACAAUGCAUGAGCUAGGGGCGAAGAGAUCUUACACCGCACAACAAUGCGAAGCACAACUACGGUAUCUAGAUUCACGUCGUGAGGGUGACCCCUCACUGACACGAAUAGUGGAUGCGCGAAGACGCGCUACGAUGAAAUCCCCUCGAGGAAUUGUCCGCGUGACGAGUGCCUAGUCGUUCUCCACGUCCUC